AUGAGUGCCUCUAUGAUGAGCCCUGUUCCCAUCGAGGACCAAGCCAAACUUUUAGAUGAAGUUCUAAACGUGGUUAAAGUACAAGCUCAUUUGAUGAAAAAGUGUUUGGAAAACAACAAGCUCAUGGAUGGCUUGAAGCACUGUUCCAACAUGCUCGCUGAACUGAGAACAUCUGCGUUGACACCCAAGAACUAUUAUGAGCUCUACAUGUCCAUCUUUGAUGCCAUGCGCCAUUUAACCGCCUUCUUGACGGAAGCACACACUGCUGGCCGUCAUCAUUUAGCCGACUUGUACGAACUAGUUCAAUAUGCAGGCAAUAUCGUGCCUCGUCUCUAUUUGAUGAUUACUGUAGGUGCUGCAUAUAUGAGUAUGCCCGAUGCUCCUGUUCGUGAAAUUAUGCGCGAUAUGAUGGAAAUGACAAGAGGUGUUCAGCACCCUAUUCGUGGCCUGUUUUUGAGAUAUUAUCUUAGUAGCAUGACCCGUGAUCAUUUACCCGUGGGUGAAGGCUCUGGACCUGAAGGCAAUGUGUUUGAAUCCAUCAACUUUAUCCUGACCAACUUUACCGAAAUGAACAAGCUGUGGGUUAGAUUACAGCAUCAAGGUCAUUCCCGUGAUCGCGAGAAGCGUGAAGCAGAGCGCAAAGAGUUGCGUAUCUUGGUGGGCACAAACUUGGUGCGUUUGAGUCAGUUGGAUGGUGUUGACCUCAAGAUUUAUCAAAAGGACAUUCUUCCCGGCAUCUUGGAUCAAGUUGUUAGCUGUCGUGAUGUAAUCGCUCAAGAAUAUCUCAUGGAAGUCAUCACUCAAGUCUUUCCCGACGAUUUCCAUCUUCGUACAUUGCAACCCUUCCUUUCCGCCACUGCUCAAUUGCAUCCUAAAGUCAAUGUCAAGCAAAUCAUUAUUUCAUUGAUUGACCGUUUAGCUGCCUUUGCUGCUCGUGAAGCUGAAGGAGAAGAACCUAACGAUGCCAAAAAGCAAAGAGAGGAGAAUAUUCGCCGUAUUGCUCAAGAGAGAAAGAGAAAAUUGCAAGGUCUUCAGCCCGAGGAGGAGGAAGAAGAAGAAGAAGAGGAGGAGCAGGAAGCUGAGCAAAAGGCAGAAGAGGUAGAAGCAGACGUAGCAGCAGUAGAGGAGGAGGAACAGCAAGUGCCCUCCAAAGAUGAAGAAGCUAUUGAUGAUACGCCUUUGGGCGGCGAGCAGGAAGUAGCAGACAACGUGGAGGCUGAAGAUGCCAAGGCCGACGAGACAGAGCUCAAGGAGGAAAAGACUGUCGAAACCGGUGAUUUGGUCCAAGCAGAAGAGGAGGAUACUGUCAAGAAGGUGCGCGGUAUCCCUGAAGAUGUUGAACUCUUUGUUGUCUUUUGGGGUCAAAUUGUAGAGCUUGUCAAGGCUCGCCCUGACCUCUCCAUUCAAGAUUUGACUGCCUUGCUGGUAUCAUUAAUCAACUUGUCUCUAUCGUGCUACCCCGAAAAGAUUGACUAUGUGGAUCAAAUUCUUGCUUAUGCCAAGGACAAGGUACUCGAGUUUUCUGAUUCUCCUGAUCUUCAUUCCAAGGCCACCGAAGCCAAUCUCUUGGGAUUGCUCUUGGCUCCUAUCCAACACUACAGCUCCGCAUUGUACUUGUUAGCAUUAGCCAACUACCAGCCCUUAUUGGCUCUUCAACCUUACCCCACACGUCAACAAGCUGCCUACACUGUCGUCAAUAGCAUCUUGAGGAAUGCUACCAUCAUUGAUAUACCAGAGGAUGUGCACGGUGUGCUUGAAUUGUGCGAUGUGUUGUUGCGUGAUCAAAAGGACGCCCCUGUGACAGCAGCACCUCAACCUACGUAUGGUGGUGGGCGUCAAAAGCACGCAGAAUUGAGUUUGGAGCAAGAAGAGUACAUUGAAAAGCAAGGCUUGCUCGCUAGAAUGGUCCAUCUGUUCCAAUCUGAAAGUGAAGAUACACAGUUCUUGCUGUUAUCUGCUGCUAGAAAGCAGUUUGGUGACGGUGGCGAUCGCAUUCGAUACACAUUCCCUCCACUCAUUGUCUCUGCUGUCAAAUUGGCUAGACGCUACAAGUUCCAAGAAGAGCAAGAUGAAAUCUGGGAAAAGAAGACAUCUGCACUGUUCCGUUUCAUUCAUCAAGUGAUUUCUGCAUUGUAUCACAAGUGCGAAGUAGCUGACAACUGUCUUCAUUUGUUCCUGUUGGCGGGCCAAAGUGCGGAUGAAUGUGGGUUUGAGGAAAUCGCCUAUGAAUUCUUUGUGGAGGCUUUCACUAUUUAUGAAGAAUCCAUCUCGGAAUCCCGUGCUCAGUUCCAAGCCAUUACUUGCAUCAUUGGCGCUCUGCAACAAACGCGUGUGUUCUCUGUAGAUAACUAUGAUACAUUGAUCACCAAGGCCGCUUUGCAUAGCAGUAAACUCUUGAAGAAGCCUGACCAAUGUCGCGGCGUCUACCUCUCUUCUCAUCUCUGGUGGGCUACUGAGCGUGGCAUCACCGAGUCUGAUCUUCCUGAAGGAGAAAAAGCUACCUUAUUCAGAGAUGGCAAGCGUGCUCUUGAAUGUCUUCAAAAGGCAUUGAAGAUUGCUGAUAGCUGCAUGGAUCCUGUUACCAACGUCGAGCUAUUUGUUGAGAUUUUGAAUCGUUACAUUUACUACUUUGAAAAGGGCAAUGAGGCUGUUACUGUCAAGUAUUUGAACGGUUUGAUCGACCUCAUCAACACCAACUUGAGCAACAUGGACAAUCCUGAUCAACACCCUCCUACCUCCAACUCUUCUUCUCUGGUCGAGCAUGAAGGCCUUGUCUCUGACUAUGUCCGUCGUCAUUUCCGUGCCACUCUUUUGCACUUGCAAACUCGCAAAGAGCAAUCUGCUCGCACUGACUUUCAAGGGCCCAAGUAUGAUGAAUUAGAUCUUGGAGAUAUCUAA
This is a messenger RNA of Mucor velutinosus, 2898 nucleotides long. It is a transcript of the gene MGS1, whose product is annotated as DNA-dependent ATPase mgs1. The transcript has 7 exons. Gene Ontology annotation, cellular component: retromer, cargo-selective complex; retromer complex; late endosome. The record is from RefSeq and is a predicted model, not a curated record. The coding region runs from base 1 to 2898 and encodes 965 amino acids. Lineage: Eukaryota; Fungi; Mucoromycota; Mucoromycetes; Mucorales; Mucoraceae. Gene Ontology annotation, biological process: retrograde transport, endosome to Golgi; intracellular protein transport.